AUGAGGAAUUUUUCCCCAACAUACAAAAAUGGUGGACCAGAAAGUAAUUUUCAGGGUUCCAAAAUGUUCUAUUUAAAUUCAAAAUUAAAAGAAAUUAAGCAUAAAUUACUAUAUUGGAACAAGGAAAGAUUUAAGAACAUCUUCGAGGAAAAAUUACGAAUUGAAAAAGAAAUGGAGAAUGUAAACACAGAAGUAAUUCGACAUGGGAUGGAUCAAGUCUUAUACGAAACAGAGAAAAGGCUCCUGGGUGAGUAUGAGGACACUUUAGCCAAGGAAGAAAUUUUCUGGAAACAAAAAUCCAGAGAAGUUUGGUUGAGUGAUGGAGAUAAAAAUACUAAGUUUUUUCAUAAUAGUGUUAAGGUGAGGAGAGCCAAUGAGGAAAACCAGAUUAUCAUAGAUCAAAAGAUGAUUGCGAAGGAUGCAACCCAAUACUUUAGAAACUUGUUGAAUAAUUGGGAAUACUCGGAUCUCCCACACAAUCGGGAUUUGAUUAAAAACAUUCCUAAAAUAUUAUCAGAAGAGGAUAAUAAGAUGCUUAAUGCUAAAAUCACCAAGGAAGAAGUAAAACAGGCUCUAUUCCAAUUUUCAUGGGACAAGGCCCCUGGACCAGAUGGAUACCCUGCUGGCAUAUUAUAG
This is a messenger RNA of Cryptomeria japonica (Japanese cedar), 636 nucleotides long. RefSeq lists its product as uncharacterized. Bases 1 to 636 code for a protein of 211 amino acids. The transcript has a single exon. The record is from RefSeq and is a predicted model, not a curated record. Lineage: Eukaryota; Viridiplantae; Streptophyta; Pinopsida; Cupressales; Cupressaceae.